Coffea arabica (coffee) is the source of this 2659-nucleotide messenger RNA. Its product is annotated as protein trichome birefringence-like 19. The record is from RefSeq and is a predicted model, not a curated record. Gene Ontology annotation, cellular component: Golgi apparatus. Gene Ontology annotation, molecular function: O-acetyltransferase activity. NCBI's taxonomy places the organism in Eukaryota, Viridiplantae, Streptophyta, Magnoliopsida, Gentianales, Rubiaceae.
AAGCAUCCAGCUUGUCCAGUUGUAGUUUAUAAAUGGUCAAACCAUUCGGAAGCUGCUUUCUAUUAAUUACACCGCGCAGUUUUCUAUCUUACCAUGCAUAUAAACUGAAGUUCAUUUGAUUUGCAGAGUUGUUCCAUCGUCAUGUCAUACUCAUAGAAGAAACUUUUUAUCGUACCAUUGCAUUGGACUAGGAUUCGAUCUUGUUUCACCCCGACCUAUAUUUCAUAUUUUCAUUCCUCAUUCCUCAUUUAGUCACGUGCCGUGCCAUUUUUCUAUGCAUAUAUAUACACUACAUGCCUCCUGAAUGAAUCUUCAAAUGUUUGAUCUUCCAGCGCAUCAAAGACGAAGAAAGGCACCCAAGGUAGCCUCUCUUGUAGCCUUGAGCAUUGCUUUAUCCGUUGCUACUAUUAUUUGCGUAUAUUCUCCUUCACUACUAUAUAAUCCUGGGAAUGUACCUCAAGCGGUCCCUUCUUCUGAUUCUCCCAGGGAAUCGAUAAGGAGACCUGAAAAAGAUGAUGAACCUGAGGCUGCAAAUUCACCGGAAAUAGAGCCAAGCGAACCACCAAGCUCCAUCAAGAGUGACUUGAUAGUUGCCCAGACUACAUUGGAUAGAAAUAAUUCUGAAAGGCGGUCUGCUCCAUCUCCAAGCCCAAGCCAAGGGGACGAAAAUGAGGGAAGAACGAGAAUUCCAAUCCAACGAUCACCGGAACAAACUAAGAGGGUAUCUCCAGUUCCUAAUCCUGCUGGCGGCAUUGACCACAGCAAAUUGGGAGAUAAAGAAAGCUGCGACCUGUUUACAGGGGAAUGGGUUCCCAACCCGGAGGCACCGUAUUAUACCAACUCCACGUGUUAUGGAAUUUAUGAUCAUCAGAAUUGUAUGAAAUAUGGAAGGCCCGAUACUAACUUUUUGAAAUGGAGGUGGAAACCAGACGGAUGCGAGCUGCCCAUAUUCGAUCCGCACCAGUUUUUGGAAGUGGUUAGGGGAAAGUCCAUCGCCUUUGUGGGAGACUCUCUGGCAAGAAAUCACAUGUUGUCAUUGAUGUGCCUCUUGUCGAGGGUUCUUUAUCCUCUGGAUGUUUCAACUGCUAAUGACGAAAAUAGACGCUGGGUAUACAGGGAAUAUAACUUCAACGUUUCCAUGUUCUGGGCUCCCUAUCUGGUAAGGUCAGAAAGAACUGAUCCCAACGAUAUAACCCGCCCUUUCAAUCUGUAUCUUGAUGAGUUUGAUGAUGGCUGGACAACAAAAGUUCAAGCGUAUGACUACAUUAUCAUCUCAGCUGGGCAAUGGUUCUUCAGGCCAACCAAUUUCUAUGAAAAUCGCACCCUCAUUGGCUGCCUGGCCUGUAAACAAGACAAUGUUACUCAGUUCACAAUGAAUUUUAGUUAUGAAAGAGCUUUCAGGACAGCUUUCAGAGCAAUUAUCAGCUUAGCAAACUUCAAGGGUGUAACAAUCCUUAGGACCAUUGCCCCGUCGCACUUUGAAGGUGGGGUUUGGGACCAAGGUGGAGAUUGUGUGAGAACGAGGCCCUUCAACAGGAAUGAGACUGUCUUGGCGGAUUAUAACUCAGAACUGCACAAAAUACAAUUGAAGGAACUUAGAAUUGCUCAAGAAGAAGGAAGCAAAUGGGGUUUAAGGUUUCGAUUAUUUGAUGUAACGCAGGCUAUGUCGCUGAGACCAGACGGUCACCCCAGUAAAUACGGUCACUGGCCAACUGAGAAAGUGACUAAUGAUUGCGAGCAUUGGUGUUUGCCCGGUCCGAUCGACGCAUGGAAUGACUUCUUACAAGAAUUAAUCAAACGGGAGGAAACAAAAAAAUCAUCAUAUAGGUAUACCUAGAGUAGUUGAGGAAUUCAUUUGGGAUUCUCCCCACAAAACGUACUCCCAAAAAUUUUAUUACUGCGACAGCAAUAAACUUCUAGCAUGCAUUUGUUUCUUCCAUUAUCCUUUUCUCUUUGCUUUUUUCUUUUUUUUUUUUUUUGACUCCUUGAAGCAAUUUUGUUCAACGGUUUGAAUAUUUGUGUUUCCUAUGAGGAUACAAAUAGAAUAUACCUUCAUCUUAUUACAUACACUAAAUUUUAAUCUUUUAUCAUGGUUAUUUUUUUCUUCAAUUAAUCCAAAAGUACAAGCUGACUUUGUUGACCACUUAGAUACUUGCAUACUUACGAUACUAACGAAGCCUGAUCCUCUGAAUCAAGCAAUUAAGAGCCAGGCACGACGGUUCUUGGGUUUGUCGAGAAAAUUCCGUCUAGAUGUUAUGAAUCUGGCUAAGGGCUGCAUUUCUUCCCUCGUCUCUGCUCUAGAAGUUGCAUAUGGGUUGGCUCCUAGCUAUUACUAUGACACUACCACGCUAGUAUUUUUUUUUUUUACUUGUGGGAACUUUCAUUACCGACGACUUCGGUAAGUGGUGUCUUGAGAGGGAGCCAAGUUCCGCAGCUAACUCUGCAAAUAAUAGUUGUUUUACCUAAUAUUCAACGGUUUGAAUAUUUGCGUUUCCUAUGAGGAUACAAAUAGAUCAUCAAUAUACCUCCAUCUUAUUACGUACAGUAAAUUUUACUCUUUUAUCACGGUAUUUUUUCUUCAAUUAAUCCACAAGUACAAACUGACUUUUGUUGACAACAUAAAUACUUGCAUACUUACGACACUAAUGAAGCCUGAUCC